AUGGGAUCCACCGCCUUGAGCAAGGCCUUGCCUCCAAGACUGGGACUCUCCCAGCGCCUCCCUAAGCCAUGGGCUUCUGAGGCUCUGAAAAGCGCGGAGCUCAGGGCCCUCCUGGCCCUCGGCUUCCGCUCAGCCGCCGAAGACUCGGAGUGGAAGGUCGCCUUUGGCCCUCGGCGCUUCGAAGAGCUCUUCGACCGAAACCAGGUGGGGUUCUCCAAAGCGCUCGGGCCGGCUCCCAGCCCUUGCAAGGGCUUUGAGAGACUGGGCUCUGGAGCUGUCGCCCGUCUCUCUCCCUUCCGUGCCUUCCUGGACGCGGCUCCGCCGAAACCAAAACCGACGGGAGGGGCGCGGAGCUCCAGAGGAGGCCAUGAUCGAGUGAGCGUGGGCCUGCAGGAAGCGCUCACGGCCUACCACUGGGGGGCCUUCAAGACCCUGCAGAGAGCGAAGCGGGAGCCGAAGGCGGCAGCGAAGCCCAAGGAGCCGAAGGCGGCGAAGGAGGCGAAGGCCAAGGCAAAAUGGGCCAAGGCGGGCUGCAGCCUUGGGGAGGUUACUUAA
Symbiodinium sp. CCMP2592 is the source of this 555-nucleotide messenger RNA. The record is from the annotation of a GenBank genome assembly. NCBI's taxonomy places the organism in Eukaryota, Dinophyceae, Suessiales, Symbiodiniaceae.